Candida tropicalis MYA-3404 is the source of this 2085-nucleotide messenger RNA. RefSeq names its product dynamin-like GTPase (gene VPS1). Lineage: Eukaryota; Fungi; Ascomycota; Pichiomycetes; Serinales; Debaryomycetaceae. Gene Ontology annotation, molecular function: microtubule binding; GTP binding; GTPase activity. Gene Ontology annotation, biological process: peroxisome organization. The transcript has a single exon. The coding region runs from base 1 to 2085 and encodes 694 amino acids. Gene Ontology annotation, cellular component: cytoplasm; microtubule; peroxisome. The record is from RefSeq and is a predicted model, not a curated record.
AUGGAUGAAACUUUGAUUGCAACCAUUAACAAAUUACAAGAUGCUUUGGCACCAUUGGGAGGAGGGUCAUCUUCCCCAGUUGAUUUACCACAAAUUACCGUAGUUGGUUCUCAAUCAAGUGGUAAAUCUUCAGUUUUGGAAAAUAUCGUUGGUAGAGAUUUUUUACCUAGAGGUACUGGUAUUGUCACUAGAAGACCAUUGGUUUUACAAUUAAUUAAUAGAAGACCACCACCAGAUUCUAAAAAGAAUGAUUUAAUUGAUGUUAAUUCAUCGGAAUCUACUGGAGGACAAAGUGAAAAUAAUGCCGAAGAAUGGGGUGAAUUUUUACAUUUACCUGGGAAAAAAUUCUACAAUUUUGAAGAUAUUAGAAAUGAAAUUGUUAGGGAAACUGAUGCUAAAACUGGUAAAAAUUUGGGUAUUUCUCCAGUUCCUAUCAAUUUAAGAAUUUAUUCACCUCAUGUUUUAACUUUAACUUUGGUUGAUUUACCUGGUUUAACUAAAGUGCCAGUUGGUGAUCAACCAAAAGAUAUUGAAAGACAAAUCAAAGAUAUGAUUAUGAAAUUUAUUUCCAAACCAAAUGCUAUUAUUUUAUCUGUCAAUGCUGCCAAUACUGAUUUGGCCAAUUCAGAUGGUUUGAAAUUAGCUAGAGAAGUUGACCCUGAAGGUGCCAGAACUAUUGGUGUUUUAACUAAAGUUGAUUUAAUGGAUCAAGGUACUGACGUUAUUGAUAUCUUGGCCGGUAGAGUUAUUCCAUUACGUUUUGGUUAUGUUCCAGUUAUCAACAGAGGUCAAAAAGAUAUUGAAGCCAAAAAGACUAUUAGAGACGCUUUAAAGGAUGAAAGGGCAUUUUUUGAAAAUCAUCCAUCUUAUAGAGCUAAAGCCCAGUUUUGUGGUACUCCAUACUUGGCUAAGAAAUUGAAUGGUAUUUUAUUACACCAUAUUAAAGGAACUUUACCAGAUAUUAAAAUGAGAAUAGAACAUUCAUUGAAAAAAUACAGUCAAGAAUUAGCAUUACUUGGACCUGAAAUGGCGGAAUCUCCAGCUUCGAUUGCUUUGAGUAUGAUUACCAAUUUCACUAAAGAUUAUACUGGAAUUUUGGAUGGUGAAUCGAAUGAAUUGAGUUCUCAAGAAUUAAGUGGUGGUGCUCGUAUUUCAUUUGUUUUCCAUGAAAUUUACAAGAAUGGUAUCAAUGCCAUUGAUCCAUUUGAUCAAAUUAAAGAUGGUGAUAUUAGAACUAUUAUGCACAAUACUUCAGGUUCUGCACCUUCAUUAUUUGUUGGUACUCAAGCUUUUGAAGUUUUAGUUAAACAACAAAUUAAAAGAAUGGAAGAACCUUCUACUAGAUGUAUCAAUUUGAUUUUUGACGAAUUGGUGAGAAUUUUGUCCCAAAUUAUCAGUCAACCACAAUAUUCAAGAUAUCCUGCUUUGAAGGAACAAUUGUCACAAUAUUUUAUUCAAUAUUUAAGAGAAGCUUUAAUUCCAACUAAUGAAUUUGUUAAUGAUUUGAUUCAAGCUGAAGAAACUUAUGUUAACACUGCUCAUCCAGAUUUGUUAAAAGGUUCACAGGCCAUGGCUAUAGUUGAAGAAAAAUUCCAUCCAAAACCACAAGUUGCUGUUGAUCCAAAGACCGGUAAACCAUUACCACCAAGUCAACAACCACAGCAACAAAAUCCAAAUUCACCAAAAGUUGAAGAUGGCACUGCCAAUGGAUUUUUUGGUGGAUUUUUCUCUAGUAAGAACAAAAAGAGAUUACAACAAAUGGAAGCACCACCUCCAGUAUUAAGAGCCACUGGGACUAUGAGUGAAAGAGAAACCAUGGAAACAGAAGUUAUCAAAUUGUUGAUUUCUUCUUAUUAUAAUAUUGUUAAACGUACUGUUUCGGACAUUGUGCCAAAAGCUAUUAUGUUGAAAUUGAUCAAUAAAUCCAAAGAUGAAAUUCAAAAGACAUUAUUAGAGAAGAUGUACAGUAGUCCAGAUUUGGAGGAUUUGGUUAAAGAAAAUGAAGUUACAGUUCAAAAGAGAAAAGAAUGUAUUAGAAUGGUUGAAGUGUUGAAGAAUGCUAGUGAAAUUGUUUCCAGUGUUUAG